Messenger RNA from Saitoella complicata NRRL Y-17804, 1713 nucleotides. RefSeq names its product gamma-glutamyltranspeptidase. Gene Ontology annotation, cellular component: plasma membrane. Gene Ontology annotation, molecular function: glutathione gamma-glutamate hydrolase. Bases 1 to 1713 code for a protein of 570 amino acids. The transcript is spliced from 2 exons. The record is from RefSeq and is a predicted model, not a curated record. Lineage: Eukaryota; Fungi; Ascomycota; Saitoellomycetes; Saitoellales; Saitoellaceae. Gene Ontology annotation, biological process: glutathione catabolic process.
AUGCCCGGUAUUCGAUCCGCAUUCCUCUUGGCCAGCGCAUUCCUCGCUUGGAGAGCGGAUGGAUCUCCAGUACAUAUCCGCGGCGACGAGCGCUUCAACACCCUUCAGCAAUCCACCCAUGCCGCCUACGGCGCCGUCGCAACCGAUAUCAAGACUUGCUCCGACAUCGGAGGGGACAUUAUGAAGCAAGGCGGUAAUGCCGCGGACGCAAUGAUUGCGAGUUGUCUGUGUGUGGGCACCAUUGCUUCAUACCACUUAGGGAUCGGAGGAGGCGGGUUCAUGCUUGUGAGGAGUCCGAAUGGGACCUAUGAUAUGAUUGAUUUCAGGGAGUCGGCACCUGCCGCAUUGAAUGAGACGAUGUAUGUCGCAGACAUUUCAACUUCUUUGUAUGGUGGAUUGGCGAGCGGUGUACCCGGUGAACUCCGCGGCUUUGAAGCGCUGCACAAGAAGUAUGGGCAACUACCCUGGAAGGAUAUCUUUGCCCCGGCUGUGAAGCCCGGUAGAGAGGGUUUCAUCAUCCAGGACACCUUGGCGAGUAUUAUGCACUCCUCUGGAUACGAGUUCCUGUACGAGCAGCCUACUUGGGCCAUUGACUUUGCUCCUAACGGCACGUUGCUCGGCUUAAACGAUACGAUGACAAGGAAGAGGUACGCGGACACUUUAGAGACGAUUGGAAAGUAUGGCGCCGACGCCUUCUACAACGGGCCCAUGGCCAACGUGACCGCGAAGGCUAUUCAGGAUGCCGGCGGUAUCAUGACUGCAGCCGACCUAGCGAAUUACACCGCUGUCCACAGAGAUCCUCUCCACAUCACCUACCGCGAUUACGACCUCUACUCCACUUCCGCUCCAUCCUCGGGUGGCAUUGCACUCUUCGCUCGCAAGAUCCUGGAGGGGUAUAACAUGUCGGGCAUCGACAAUAUCAACGUCACCACUCAGCGUCUCGUGGAGGCGAUGAAGUUCGCCUAUGGUCAGCGUACUGAGUUGGGUGAUCCUAACUUCGUGUACAACGUGUCCUCCUUCGAGACCGAGAUCUUGCAGGAGAGCACCGCUGCUGGACUACGUGCGAUGAUCUCGAAUACACAUACUCUGAACAGCACAGCCUACGACCCUUUUAGCUACGAAAUCCUCUGGGAUCACGGUACCAGUCAUAUGGUGACCGCCGAUAACAGCGGUCUCGUCGUUUCCUUGACUACGACCGUCAACCUUUACUUCGGCUCCCAAGUCAUGGUCCCCGAAACCGGUGUUGUCAUGAACGACGAAAUGAACGACUUUUUCUCUCCAGGUUCCUCAAAUGCAUUCGGAUACGUCCCUACAGAGGCGAACUUCAUCCGUCCAGGCAAGCGUCCCUUGUCCUCCAUUUCUCCCACGAUCGCACAAUUCAAAAAUGGGACGUUCUACGUCGCGCUCGGAGCCGCCGGUGGAAGCCGUAUCAUUACCUCCAAUAUUCAGAACUUGUGGCAUGUUCUUGAUCAGGGCAUGAGCGCCAGUAAAGCUCUCGCUGAGCCGAGACUUCAUGAUCAGAUCAGUCCGAAUGCUACGACGUUCGAGUAUAGCUACGAUAACGCGACGGUCGCCUAUUUGGCGAGUGCGGGACACAAUGUGACGUGGGUUGCGCCGGGACAGAGUAUUGCACAGGCGGUGAGGUACACGAAUGGAAUGUUUGAAGCUGCGGCCGACCCGAGAAGGCUGGAUUCUGGUGGUGCGACGUGGUGA